AUGUUUCAAUCACUUCGAGUUUCUGCGCGUAUUCCCGCUCGUCUGAUACGAUGGAACUCUACUGCUGCUCCGGUUUUGCCGCCAUUGAUGGCUACCUUGCGGACUGAUUUGAAAACUGCCAUGAGAGCAAAGGACACCACAAGACUGAAUGUGCUUCGCGCUUUGAUUUCGGAGACCAACAAUGCCGCCAAAACCUCUUCCCCCAUUCAGACCGACGUUCAACUCCUGUCGCUCAUCCGGAAACGCUUGAAUGCGACCAAGGAUGCGGCCAAGGAGUUUGAAGCUGCUGAACGUCUCGACUUGAAGGAGAAGGAGGAUGCGCAAGCGGUCGUCCUGGAGGAAUACGCUGGUCAGGUCGAAACAGUGCCGAUUGCCGAGAUCACCGAGGUGAUUGUCAAUGAGAUCAACACAUUGAAAGCCGCCGGUCAAAAGCUGAACCCGGGUGUCCUCUUCAAGGCUCUUUUUGCUGAGAAUGGUCCCUUGACGGGUAAACCAGUCGAUCGCAAAGAGGUCGGUGCUGAGAUCACCAAGGCACUGAAGGAACUCUCUUGA
Penicillium nucicola is the source of this 552-nucleotide messenger RNA. RefSeq lists its product as uncharacterized. Gene Ontology annotation, molecular function: carbon-nitrogen ligase activity, with glutamine as amido-N-donor. Lineage: Eukaryota; Fungi; Ascomycota; Eurotiomycetes; Eurotiales; Aspergillaceae. Gene Ontology annotation, cellular component: mitochondrion. The record is from RefSeq and is a predicted model, not a curated record. Bases 1 to 552 code for a protein of 183 amino acids. The transcript is spliced from 2 exons.